AUGAGCGCUUCGACGUCAAAGAGUAAGGCGGACAUGUCGGCACAGGAGCUGCGGGCUCUCGAGGAGGAGGAGUUCAACAGCGGUCCGCUGUCGGUGUUGCAGAUGGCCGUGCGCAACAACACACAGGUGCUGGUCAGCCUGCGCAACAACCACAAGCUGCUGGCGCGCGUCAAGGCAUUCGACCGCCACUGCAACAUGGUGCUCGAGAACGUCAAGGAGAUGUGGACUGAGACGCCCAAGGCUGGGAAGGGCGUCAAGCGCGCUGCCGCCAUCAACAAGGACCGGUUCAUCAGCAAGAUGUUCCUGCGCGGCGACUCGGUCAUUGUCGUUCUGCGGAGCACUGCGUAG
This is a messenger RNA of Linderina pennispora, 348 nucleotides long. Its product is annotated as Sm-like ribonucleoprotein. Gene Ontology annotation, cellular component: precatalytic spliceosome; U1 snRNP; U5 snRNP. NCBI's taxonomy places the organism in Eukaryota, Fungi, Kickxellomycota, Kickxellomycetes, Kickxellales, Kickxellaceae. Gene Ontology annotation, molecular function: RNA binding. The record is from RefSeq and is a predicted model, not a curated record. Bases 1 to 348 code for a protein of 115 amino acids. Gene Ontology annotation, biological process: RNA splicing; spliceosomal snRNP assembly. The transcript has a single exon.